AUGCAAGAGAAGUUAGCUGCACAUGAUUCAGCAAUCAAAGGCAUUGAAACUCAAUUGGGACAACUAUCUAUGGCCUUGAACAAUCGCCCACAAGGAACAUUGCCUGCAGAUACAAACAUUAAUCCAAAGGAGCAGAACCCAAAUCAGCUCAUGACAGUGAGUCUCAGGAAUGGAAAAGAUUUAGACAGAGAGCAAGAAGUUGCUCAAUCUAGGAGAGAGACAACUCCAACUACCCCAGUUACUCCAGUUACAUUAGAGACAGAUGAGUCAGCAGAGCUCACCGAGGUUGUAAUCGAGCAGGCACAGGUUGACAAGGGUAAGGAGAAGGAAGAUGAACAACUCCCAAAACAGGAAAUGCCAGGGUAUGCAAAACUGAUGAAGGACCUGAUGUCGCAGAAAUUUGACUUCCAGGACCUGUCCACUGUAACUCUGACGCAGACCUGCAGCGCGGUAGUGACAAGGCCUAUGGCUCAAAAGGUGUCUGAUCCAGGUAGUUUCAAUAUCCCAUGCACCAUUGAGAGUUAUGCUUUUGCUAAAGCAUUGUGUGACUUGGGAGCCAACUUCGUCAUUCUUGAUUGUCAAGUGGAUGAAGAGAUACCAAUCAUUUUGGGAAGGCCGUUUUUAGCCACUAGAGCAUUGAUUGAUUGUGAGACUGGAGAAUUGAAAAUGAGUUUGAACAAUGAAGAGAUAAUAUUCAAUUUUCAACAAUCUAUGAGGAGAUCCAGCGAAUUUGCAAAUUGCUCGCUAGUGGAGGCCGUAGAUGUAAUACUACAAAAGGAGGAUAAGACUAUCAAUGUCAGGGAUCCGUUAGAAGCCUGCUUGAUGAAUCUGGAAAAUAUGGACGGUAAGGAGUUGGCAGAGUGGGUCAUGGCUCUUGAAGGUCAAGGGUUCUGGAAAAGGGAACCCCAGUUCGAGCCCCUACACUUAGAAGAAAGAACAACACCACCUGCGAAACCAUCGAUAGAGGAGCUACCACAGUUGGACCUAAAACCGCUACCAGCUCACCUCAGGUAG
Messenger RNA from Nicotiana attenuata, 1014 nucleotides. RefSeq lists its product as uncharacterized. NCBI's taxonomy places the organism in Eukaryota, Viridiplantae, Streptophyta, Magnoliopsida, Solanales, Solanaceae. The record is from RefSeq and is a predicted model, not a curated record. The transcript has 4 exons. Bases 1 to 1014 code for a protein of 337 amino acids.